Pestalotiopsis fici W106-1 is the source of this 900-nucleotide messenger RNA. RefSeq lists its product as uncharacterized. The coding region runs from base 1 to 900 and encodes 299 amino acids. The transcript is spliced from 2 exons. NCBI's taxonomy places the organism in Eukaryota, Fungi, Ascomycota, Sordariomycetes, Amphisphaeriales, Sporocadaceae. Gene Ontology annotation, cellular component: mitochondrion. The record is from RefSeq and is a predicted model, not a curated record.
AUGUCGCCUCUCGCCUCUCGCCCCUUGUUCAGGGGAGCUCUUCAGCUCUCCUCGACCUUCUCUAAGCGUUCCAUCUCGUCCUUUAACAAGACACCGCCACCAGCCAACAAGGGCCCCAACAGCGGUAGCGAACAAGCUCUACCUAUCGGCCCUUACUAUGAGGCCAUCAUUGUAACGCCUCAACCCAUUCCUGAGACCAAGCCAGAGGAGCCGCCCACCUCUUCGCCCAAGUCUCCUCGUAGCACAGCCAAAAAGAACGCCGCGGCACAAGACCAACGGCAACACCAGCCAGUAGAUACAUCCCCGGCGCCGGCUCCUUCACCUUCCACUGAACCUGCGACAGCGCAGGAGAAAGCACGCAUCAUUUUCGGCUCUCGACUCGCUGGCCCAAUCGAGCGAGCAGAGAGACUACAGGCAAUCAAGGACAAGAGCACCAUGAUCGCAGGAGUUCGGGUACCCCCUAAACCUGAGGAACCAGACAAUUGUUGCAUGAGCGGAUGCGUCAAUUGCGUCUGGGACCGAUACCGUGACGAAAUGGAGGACUGGGUGUCUGCUAGUAAAGAAGCAGAACGAUGUCUGCAAGCCCAGCGCGCUCAAGGUCCCGUCGAUGCGCUGAGUAGUGCGAGUGCUGUCAAGGAAAUGGAUGGAUCGAAAGAGCCAGCUUCGGCGACUUCUGGCUCGGGUCAUGUGCAGCCCGGUUCAAGCGUCAAUGAAGCAGUGAGCAUGGAUGAUGAUGGAGGAGGUAGUGACACGAAUUGGCCGACACCACAACCCAAAAUUGCCAAAGACUUGUGGGACGACGGCUUGUACAAGAACGUUCCCGUUGGUAUUCGGGAGUUCAUGAAGACGGAAAAGAAGCUGAAACAGAGGCAUGAGGAAGAGGGCUCUGUCGGUGGUUAA